This is a messenger RNA of Chiloscyllium plagiosum (whitespotted bambooshark), 1793 nucleotides long. RefSeq names its product sulfotransferase 2B1-like. The record is from RefSeq and is a predicted model, not a curated record. NCBI's taxonomy places the organism in Eukaryota, Metazoa, Chordata, Chondrichthyes, Orectolobiformes, Hemiscylliidae. Gene Ontology annotation, molecular function: sulfotransferase activity.
AGAACAGCCCAAUGCUGAAUACGAUUUCGCGAAAGUUUACCGCUGGUUAAACCCAUCGCUUGCGUCAAUUUAUACAGCAGAAAACAGAACUGAACGGCGGGGAUUAGUGAGAGAGGUCAGGCAGCAGCAUUUACAAAGGUGUUCCUGGACCUUGUAGGAAGAACAAGAAAUGAGUGAGGCGCAACUGAACAUUGUCUUUGAGGGGCUGUUAUGGCCCAGUCAUGUUCACUCGGAAGAAAGCCUGAGAUACGCCCGGGAGGAAUUCCAAGUUCGGGAUGAUGAUGUUUUCAUUGUCACUUACCCCAAAUCAGGUACCACUUGGCUGCAAGAAAUAUUGCCUUUAAUUUACAGCAACGGGGAUCUGACACCAGUGCACACUAUCCCAAACUGGCAACGUGUUCCAUGGUUAGAGCAUAAGACUGGUAAAUCAUUGUUGGAAAACAGACCAUCACCCCGGCUUAUUACAACACAUCUGACUUAUCAUAUGAUGCCAAAGUCCUUCUAUACAUCAAAAGCAAAGGUUGUCUAUGUGUCCCGAAAUCCAAAGGAUGCUCUUGUUUCUUCCUUUCACUAUCACGAUAUGGCCUCAUUUUUGGAGAACCCAGGGACCUUUGAGGAGUUCAUUGACAAAUUCCUGGAGGGAAAGGUAAUGUUUGGUUCCUGGUUUGAUCACAUUAAGAGUUGGUGGCCAAGAAAGGAUCAGGAUAACAUUUUGUUUCUAACUUAUGAAGAACUAUUGCAGGAUAUGCGAAGUGCUUUGUUGAAACUUAAAGAAUUUCUGGGAAAGCAACUCAGUGAUGAUGCCAUUGAGAGAAUUGUGACCCAAACCAAAUUCAACAACAUGAAGCAAAACAAAAUGUCCAACUACAGCUUUGUGCCAGAAGAACUGAUGGAUCAAAAGAAAAGCAACUUUUUACGAAAAGGCAUCUCUGGAGACUGGAAGACCCAUUUCACCACAGCGCAGACUGAACAUUUUAAUUCCGUGUACACCCAAGAAAUGAAAGGAAUAAACUUCCCAUUUUACAAAGACUGAAGAUGUAAGAAUUGAAAUUUAGAAUUGUAAGCUUCUUAACUUUCAAUAUCAAUGCUUCUAAAUCAUAAUUCUGUUUAAGUUAGUGUAUUUUCUAAUCCUGCCUAAUAUUAGUGUAAGACUCCCUAUGCGGGGAGAUGGGGAGAAAGUGAGGACUACAGAUGCUGGAGAUCAGAGUUGAAGAGUAUGGUGCUGGAAAAGCACAGCCAAUGAAGAGUGUAUGCUUGAAGCAUCGACUCUCCUGCUCCUCAGAUGCUGGUUGACCGGCUGUGCUUUUCCAGCACCACAUUCUUCAACUCUGAUGAGACAUGUGCCAACUAAACCCUGUAUGGGUGAUUUGGAAGUGCCAGUGUUGGACUGGGGUGGACAAAGUUAAAAAUCACACAAUACCAGGUCUAGUCCAACUGGUUUUUUGGAAGCAGUAGCUUUCCAGGCACUGCCUCUUCAUCAGGUGGUUGUGGAACAUGACCAUACGACACAGAAUUUAUAACAAAAGGGUUACAGUCUCGUGGAAUUGUAAUGAUAUAUUAAACAACUUUAGUGUGAUUUUGAGGCACUGAGUACCUCGAAAGCUAGUACUUCCAAAUAAAUCUGUUGGAUUAUAACCUGUUGUUGUGAUUUUUAACUUUGUGUAGGUGAAGCACACUGGUAGAAUACCUGUUAAGGCUGCAAAUACAUGUAACACCAUUUUAUUGUGUUUAAUGAUCAUAUCAAUAGAGCUAACUAAAUAUUAAUCUCAAAUAAAAAUUAAUCCAAUCCAGUA